AUGCAUCCUGUAAUCACCAUCGACUUUACACAUAACACAACCAAUGAUAAUGAAUUCAACCAGAAUGACACAGACCAAGAUUAUAAAAUGCCCAAGAACCGUUGUAAGGAAUACGACAAAAGAAUUAAUGUUGGUGAAUUCAGCCAGCCUGACAUAAUUCUGCAUAAUAAUAGUUCAGAAAGGACAUUACCGUACAUUUCAAAAGGUUUGAAAUCAGUAUUUCAGCAACUGGUAAACAGCCUAGAGCCAGCAGAGAGACAUUCCUCAUCAGCACAGAAAUGGUCCUCUGAAGAAUCAUUUCCGAAGAACCUACAAACUGGAAGCAGAUCCCCAGAACCCGAAAACCCCCAAAAUGAAUCACAUGUGUUGAAAAUGGUGGUAGCCAGUGUUCCACAAACCAGUGACAGAUCCCCAGAACUCGAAAAUCUCAAAGAUGGACCAGAGGUUUUGGAAAAGGAUACAACUAGAAUCCUGGACAACCCAGCAUAUAUUAAUUAUUCAGCAGAAUAUAAAAUUGGUAUGAUGUCUUAUAACCAUUUAAACAAUACCAAUAGCAGUGAUUUGCCGCCUUGUGAAAGUCGCCACUCUGGAAGCAUUGAUGCCAGAAGCAGUAAUGCCAAUAGCAGUGAUGUCAGAAGCAGUGAUGCCAAUAGCAGUGAUGCCAGAAGCCGUGAUGACAGAUACAACGAUGAGAUGGUUCGGUAUGCUUCAUUUGAUGAAUUCCCCUCCACCUCGGCCUGGCCGAAUCGUCUGGCAGCCGCAGGAUUCUACCACAGUGGACCGGAUGAUCAGGUUACCUGCUACAGCUGCGGGAUGUCCCACAGGAACUGGAGGCAUACAGAUGACCCCAUGGAGAUUCACAGACGGGUGUCUUCUGGCUGCAGAUUCGUCCUCGGUCAGGAAGAGAACCACCCCGUGGAGGUGCAGGAAGAGGCCCGUGAUCGACUCAUAAGGAUUAGCGGAGUAUCGCCAAACUUACUAUCAAACCUGCUUUCUCGACAUACCGACAAUACUGGCCCCGCUGUGGAGGCAGCAUCAUUGACUGGUACAAGCUCUGCCGUACUGGUAAUGUCGACAACCAGCAUGGAGUCCACCAUGCUGGUUACUUCAUCCGGUGCCGCUUAUAGCAGUGGGAGUUUGCUGCUCGACAGGCCGAUUACAGACAACGAACUGUUUGGUUCUCCUUCAACAGCUGGCGGUAAUCUGACUGUGGGCCACGGUACCACACAGACAGCUUCAGCCAGUGCUGGGCUGACGACGGCAGACACUAUGAUAAUCAGCUCCACUCAUGUCCAGCUGCCACCUGAUUCGUCAAGGAACUCAGACAGACCUCCACGAACCUGGCAGCAGCCGAAGUAUCCCAAGUAUGCUGAUUUGGAUACACGUAUUUUGACGUUCGCCGGACGCUGGCCGCACCCAAACAACCAGACUCCACGGCAGCUAGGGGAAGCAGGUUUCUUCUUUUCAGGAAAUUCUCAAGAUAGCACAACAUGCUACUUUUGUGGUGGUGGUCUUAAAAACUGGAUACGGGGAGACAACCCAUUCGUGGAACAUGCCAGAUGGUUUUCGCAGUGCGAGUUCAUUAGAGAGGUCAAGGGAGACAAAUUUGUUGACCUAGUUCAAGAGAUGAAUGAAAACAAAGAAGAGAUUGACUAUAAGCAGGUGAUGGCGAUCGUCACAGACACGAGACCAAUGACUGAACGACUGGGGAUCAGAACUCGACAUGUUGAUGCCACCCCAAGUGAUCCACAAACAGACAGUAUGCAAGACAAUCUUCCCGGAACCAGCAGUGAGAACAGCAAUACAAGCACCAGCAGUAAAGAGGCUCUUAGUACAGCUCCCGGGCCUGCCUCUGAGGGCACAGGGGAGCAGUUGACGUGCAAGGUGUGUCUGGAGAACAACGUGAGCGUCGUCUUCCUGCCGUGUGGACAUCUCUGCUGCUGUGUCGACUGCGCCGCCAGACUCAGGAAGUGUCCUCUCUGUCGGUCCAGAAUUGAAGGCACUGUUCGGGCGUACUUGGGAUGAACUUCAGCUUUCUUAGUGCUCACAUACAGUUCCACCAAAAUGUAUACGCAAAAGAAAUUAUUCUUUCUUUGAAUCUACCGUAUGAAGUAUAAUAAUGAGUGGAGCAUUGUUGGAAUACACUUAAACUUUCUUAGUGCUUAUACACAGUUCCACCAAACAUUCGACACAAAAGAAAUUAUUCUUUCUUUGAAUCAAGUAUACUAAUAAGUGGAGCCUUCUUGAGAUGAACUUCAACUUGAUUAGUCCUUAGUGCUUCGUUUCACCAAAACGUUUUCACAAAAGAAAUUAUUCUCUUUUUGAAUCUACCAUACGAAGUAUGAUUAUGAGUGCUUAUUGUCUAAAUGCAAGUUUGUGGAUAUAUAAGAGUCUUUUGCUGAACUUGCUUUUUUUAAUCCACUUUGGAUUCUUUGUUCCUGGGUCCAUCAUACAGCCAGAGCAA
Gigantopelta aegis is the source of this 2464-nucleotide messenger RNA. Its product is annotated as E3 ubiquitin-protein ligase XIAP-like. The record is from RefSeq and is a predicted model, not a curated record. The transcript has 6 exons. Bases 1 to 2025 code for a protein of 674 amino acids. Gene Ontology annotation, cellular component: cytoplasm; nucleus. NCBI's taxonomy places the organism in Eukaryota, Metazoa, Mollusca, Gastropoda, Neomphalida, Peltospiridae.